Molecule: messenger RNA, 2579 nt
Organism: Pseudoliparis swirei
Lineage: Eukaryota; Metazoa; Chordata; Actinopteri; Perciformes; Liparidae
Exons: 4
Coding region: 362-1714 (450 amino acids)
Biological process (GO): negative regulation of DNA-templated transcription; negative regulation of circadian rhythm
Cellular component (GO): nucleus
Source: RefSeq, a predicted model, not a curated record
AAGUUUAAUGACUGAAUAAUAUCGGACAAUGUGGCAUUCUGUAUGAAAUCACCCUCGUGCUUGUACGCGCGCGUUUUAUUUUGAAAACCAACCACAUAGAAUUCUCCGAGCCCUGAACCAACUUGACAGACAACCUUAUGUCAUCCCGACUCAACCUCCCGUUUCACUGGAGUCUUAUCUCACCGCAUAGGUUAUUUAACAAAGAAAGGACAUUUAAUGUGUGUUAUUUUCACUCGAACUGACUGACAACAUUGUAAACAUGACACUGUAAGUUAACGUUAGCGUUUCUCAGCGCGUGCAAGUGAGGAAAACGACCGUUAUUGGAGAAACAAUAGUCUCUUUUACGUUUUAAGGGUCCGGCAUGCCGAAGGAACACCCUUUCUUGGGCGGGCACAGUUCUUGUGCUACAGCCAGCAAGAAUGCCAAAAAUAAGAGCAACCGUAUGACUCUGCUGGCAAUGCGCGAUACCAAAGACGCGGACCACUGCAGUGGGAGGGCCUCACGCUGCAGCUCCGAAAAGGACUCUGGCUACUCUGACGGGCAGCAGACGGAUGUGGAGGACCAGCGGAGCUACAAAAGCGAGUGCAGAGGCGGCGGGCGGCCAGAAACCGCACAGUCAGGACAAAAUAAAGUUCUUCGGCGCUGGGAUCCUGGAAAACUGACCCCGAUGCCAGCAGACCGCGAGCUCCCGCCCAUCUACAUCAUCAAUAACAUUGUGAUCAACCAGCCGGAAAGAGAUCAGCUGCCCCAGGGAGGCAGGGAGAACGCCCACAUGAUUCUUUUCCAGCAGCCGAGCCUGCCGCCGGCCGCUCGUCGGCUCCGCAAGCCCUCGUCCUGGAGCUCCGAUGUCCCGGGGGAGAACAUCAACAGCACUUACCUGCCCAUUCUCAACUCCUACCCACGCAUAGCGCCGCACCCCAGCAAGAAGCCGCCGGAUAAAUCGGCAUCCAACGAUGAAUCGCAGAAUCUCCGCAAGAGACCGUGCACGGAACGCGAGGCCGAGAACACACCGGUGACCAGGAGUCAACCGGAGCGGCGACGUCACGAGCGACCCAAGGCGGCGGCCUCGACCGCCGGGCCGCCGCGCUCCUCUCCGACCGCGGAUCGCCCGUCCGCCUCCGGUCCCGCGGCCGUCCCCCCAUCCGGCUCCGCUCUGCACGCCGCCUCUUCCUCCUCCGUCCUCAAAACCAGAGGUCUUCACAGGAACGGCUCCACCGGAACUCGCCAACACCGUUUCCUCAACACGGUGGAAAUCCUGCGACAAUCGGGUCUGCUGGACAUCACGCUGCGGACGCAGGAGCUGCUGCGGCAGAGCAACGCCACCGAGCGGGACAUCGCCCAACUGCGGCGGCACACGGAGCUGCUGUGCCAGGCCGUGAGCGACCCCGGCUGCAGCCGGAGCGAUAACGCAGCCUGGGAACACGUAUACCGAGCGAUGGCCGAGUCCGGCAGCUACCCCGACAUUAAAACCCCGCAAAAUGUUCCAAUUCCACGUCAUCCAGAUCGUGCCGGUCGCCCGGCGCGCGUCGACGCCAGAGGGCCGCGAGGCGCCGAGAGCUCGGGGGCGCCUUCGCCGUCGUCUCGCCGGCUCACGACAAUACCCGACUCGGACUCAGGCGGGGAUCUCCAGGCACGAGAUCAACUGCCAGAGAAAGACACCUUCAUGCCUCCUGACAGUUCUACCGAUGAGCACAGUCUGCAGGGCCUUUUUUAAAGGGAGCGCGAGUACUCAGGGCUAUUUGGGGGAUUUUCCAUGUGGCUUUAAUGGUUCAUCCCUGGUUAUUUGAACAAUGGUUCAUACCUAUUGUCCAUGUUGCAGUACGUGUUUUUUUCUUCUUCUUUUCCUUCCAGGUUUUCUUAACAUUCGACAUCAGAAUGAAGUGUUUGACGUCCGGAAGCUGAUUUAAUUCUCUCAAGUGCAAUCCAGUGUACCACUGCAGGUUUUAUAGAACCACUCAAGAUGUGUAGAGGGCCUCUGCUUGUGAGCCACUUAAAGGAUUAUGUGACAAUAAUGUGCGUUUCCCCCGGGAGGCGGAACAAAUUGGCUUACUUACACACAGCUUGCGAUACGGUAUAUAAUAUUCCGCCUGUUGAUUGUUUUCGCUCUCACGCCAGAUCAACUUGAAUCAGGGAAAAGAGGAAUAAAUCCAGCUCUUGGUAUAGAUGAAUGUUGCGAAAAUGCUUUCUUGUAAGAGAGAGAGGCCUUCAAAGCGAUGCAGGGACUUCUAUCCAAAUACUAGUCAACCAAGCCUUAAUCGCUCUUUUUCACUUGAUAUAUUGUUUUGCAUUACCACAUCGUUGUCAUAUCGUGUUCAUUUUACAAAUACAGCACACAUCAUGUUAUAGUAGAAUCAUUUUUGCAUGCGGCCACGUGUUGAGGCUGAGAUGGAGAACGCUUUGGGAAUUUGAGUGAGUGUGUUUCAGUCUGAAAGUACGUCGCUUAAGGGGUUAUCAUCAUGUGAUGAGUUCGUUAUUUGUCAUCCAUAUGUCAGAUACCACUGCCCAAGCAUUUAUGAAAAUUUUUCCAGUGUAUUUUUCAUAAUUUCAAGGUAUUUAAAUAAAGCAAUAUGAAGAAUGUA